Molecule: messenger RNA, 6848 nt
Organism: Xenopus tropicalis (tropical clawed frog)
Lineage: Eukaryota; Metazoa; Chordata; Amphibia; Anura; Pipidae
Gene: trpm7
Product: transient receptor potential cation channel subfamily M member 7
Exons: 39
Coding region: 308-5932 (1874 amino acids)
Biological process (GO): calcium ion transmembrane transport; protein tetramerization; monoatomic cation transmembrane transport
Cellular component (GO): plasma membrane; nucleus; membrane
Molecular function (GO): ATP binding; protein serine/threonine kinase activity; protein kinase activity
Source: RefSeq, a predicted model, not a curated record
AAUGAGGCCCGCCACACGUUUGAACCCUGCGUAGCAUUCCUAAACACUCGAGCACGUUGGCUUCUCAGUUUUAUCAGCCGGGCGGGAGCGCGUACUCGGUGGCGCUUGACGUCAGCAGGGACACAUGACUGGCAGCCCAUCGCUCGCCGUCCUCCGCCAGUCCGGAGUGAAACCAUUAUGAGAGACUCAUCCUCCGCUGGGUCCGGAGCGGAGACGGCUGCUGCGGUAUCCUACCUAACACUGGAUAUUCCCGAUACAUGGCUGAGAGCCCCGGGGGAGAGCUGCUUGUGUCUGCACGCUGAAGAGAAUGUCCCAGAAAUCUUGGAUAGAAAAUUCUUUCACCAAGAGGGAAUGUACCUACAUAAUUCCAAGUUCAAAAGAUCCACACAGAUGCCUUCCAGGAUGCCAGAUUUGCCAGCAACUUGUGAGAUGUUGCUGUGGCCGUCUGGUCAGACAACAUGCUUGCUUCACUGCAAGUGUUGCUACAAAGUACUCCGAUGUAAAACUAGGUGAACAGUUUAAUGAAGAGUUAGAAGAAUGGUCAGUAGAAAAACACACAGAAGAAAGUCCAACAGAUGCCUAUGGUGUCAUCAAUUUUCAAGGUGGCUCGCAUUCUUAUAGAGCGAAGUAUGUAAGGUUAUCUUAUGACUCCAAGCCUGAGGCCAUUUUACAACUGAUGCUAAAGGAAUGGCAGAUGGAGUUGCCAAAACUUGUAAUCUCUGUUCAUGGUGGCAUGCAAAAAUUUGAACUUCAUCCACGUAUCAAGCAACUAAUUGGUAAAGGUCUCAUUAAAGCUGCAGUGACCACAGGAGCAUGGAUUUUAACUGGAGGAGUUAAUGCUGGUGUAGCUAAACAUGUUGGAGAUGCACUUAAAGAGCAUGCAUCAAGGUCAUCCCGAAAGAUUUGUACCAUUGGCAUUGCUCCCUGGGGAGUAAUUGAAAACCGCAAUGAUCUUAUUGGAAGAGAUGUGAUUGCUCCAUAUCAGACUCUCCUAAACCCACUGAGUAAACUCAAUGUCUUAAACAAUCUUCAUUCACAUUUCAUACUUGUGGAUGAUGGCACAGUUGGAAAAUAUGGUGCUGAAGUUAAUUUAAGAAGGGAAUUGGAAAAAACAAUUAAUUUGCAACGCAUUCAUGCACGUAUUGGCCAGGGAGUUCCGGUGGUGGCACUGAUAUUUGAAGGAGGUCCCAAUGUUAUUCUCACUGUGCUGGAAUAUCUUCAAGAAAGUCCGCCUGUGCCAGUUGUUGUGUGUGAAGGCACUGGGAGAGCUGCAGAUAUAUUGGCUUAUGUACACAAGCAAACAGAAGAGGGAGGAACCUUACCAGAAGGGGCUGAUCUAGAAAUCAUUUCCACAAUCAAGAAGACUUUUAACUUUAGCCAGUCUGAAGCCAUCCACCUUUUUCAGACCACAAUGGAGUGCAUGAAAAGCAAAGAACUCAUAACGGUAUUUCACAUUGGAUCAGAUGAGCACCAGGACAUUGAUGUUGCAAUACUUACUGCAUUGCUAAAAGGCACAAAUGCUUCUGCUUUGGACCAGUUAGUCCUUACACUGGCAUGGGACAGAGUUGACAUUGCUAAAAACCACGUUUUUGUAUAUGGACAACAGUGGCUGGUUGGGUCCCUGGAACAAGCCAUGUUGGAUGCACUUGUAAUGGACAGAGUUGCAUUUGUCAAGCUUCUGAUCGAAAAUGGGGUCAGCAUGCACAAAUUCCUAACAAUUCCCCGUUUGGAAGAGCUGUAUAACACCAAACAAGGUCCUACUAACCCAACUCUGUUUCACCUAGUCCGAGAUGUAAAGCAGGGAAAUCUUCCUCCAGGGUAUAAAAUUACUUUGAUUGAUGUGGGACUUGUUAUUGAGUUCCUGAUGGGUGGAACAUACAGAUGCACUUAUACAAGGAAACGCUUUCGGAUUAUUUACAACAAUAUACAAGGUGGCAAUCGGAGAUCUGGGAGAAACACUUCAAGCAAUACACCACAGAUGCGUAAAAGUCAUGAAUCGUUUGGAAACAGGGCAGACAAAAAGGAGAAAAUGCGACACAAUCACUUCAUCAAAACAGCACAGCCAUAUAAGCCAAAGCAGGAUGUCUCUGCAGAUGAUGGAAAAAAGAAAAAGACCAAAGAAGAAAUUGUUGAUAUUGAUGACCCUGAAAUGAAACGAUUUCAAUACCCUUUUAAUGAACUGUUGGUUUGGUCUGUGCUAAUGAAGAGGCAAAAAAUGGCACUUUUCUUUUGGCAACAUGGAGAGGAAUCCAUGGCAAAAGCACUGGUUGCAUGCAAAUUGUGUCGGACUAUGGCUUAUGAAGCAAAACAAAGUGAUGUUGUGGAUGAGAUCGCUGAAGAAUUUAAGGAACAUUCAAGUGAAUUUGGACAGCUGGCUGUUGACCUGUUGGAUCAGGCAUUCAGGCAAGAUGAAACCAUGGCAAUGAAGCUCCUUACCUAUGAGCUAAAAAACUGGAGCAAUUCUACUUGCUUAAAGCUUGCUGUAUCCUCUCGACUUCGUCCUUUUGUUGCUCACACUUGUACCCAAAUGCUGCUCUCUGAUAUGUGGAUGGGAAGAUUAAACAUGCGAAAAAACUCCUGGUAUAAGGUGAUUUUAAGCAUUUUGGUUCCACCUACAAUCCUUAUGCUUGAAUAUAAAACCAAGGCAGAAAUGUCUCAUAUACCCCAAUCUCAAGAUGCUCUUCAGAUGACGAUGGAUGACAGUGAAAACAACUUUCAGAACUUGCCAGAAAACAUAGCCAUGAAUGUAUUCAGGGAAGUUCGGCCUUUUGAUACUAUGGAGGUUAAACAUGAAAUUGAGACCCAGGCAAAACCCAGGAAACUUCCAAUUACACAAAAGUUUUAUGCAUUUUAUCAUGCUCCAAUUGUGAAAUUUUGGUUUAACACACUGUUCUAUCUCGGAUUCCUUAUGCUUUUCACAUAUGUUGUUCUUGUGAAAAUGGAAUCUUUGCCUUCAGUUCAGGAAUGGAUUGUGAUAUCAUAUAUUUUUACCUCUGCUGUUGAAAAAAUAAGAGAGAUCUUCAUGUCAGAGGCUGGGAAGAUAAAUCAGAAAGUUAAGGUGUGGUUUGGAGAUUAUUUUAACAUAACAGACACAAUUGCCAUCAUCACCUUCUUCAUCGGAUGUGGACUAAGGCUUGGGGCAUAUCGAGAUGUGCCUGAAGACCAGUUAAAAGAUGAUGAGUACAAUGAAACCAUUUCACUGGCUGGGAGACUUACAUAUUGCCUCAAUAUCAUUUUUUGGUAUGUCAGGUUACUGGAUUUUCUGGCUGUUAAUCAGCAGGCUGGUCCUUACGUUAUGAUGAUAGGAAAAAUGGUUGCAAACAUGUUUUACAUUGUUGUCAUUAUGGCUGUUGUGCUCUUGAGCUUUGGUGUUCCAAGACAAGCCAUUCUGUACCCUCAUCAAGAGCCAUCUUGGAGACUUGCAAGAGAUAUAGUUUUCCAGCCUUACUGGAUGAUCUUUGGGGAAGUAUAUGCUUAUGAAAUAGAUGUUUGUGCCAACAAUUCUGAAGUACCAGAUCUCUGUGAUGUUGGAACAUGGCUAACACCCUUCCUCCAAGCUGUCUACCUUUUUGUUCAGUAUAUCAUCAUGGUUAAUCUUCUCAUUGCAUUUUUUAAUAACGUGUACUUUGAGGUAAAGGCCAUUUCACACAUUGUGUGGAAAUACCAACGUUAUCACUUCAUUAUGGCUUACCAUGAGAAACCUGUUCUUCCUCCACCUUUAAUUAUUCUCAGCCAUUUGGCAUCCCUGUUUGGCUUUGUAUGCAAAAGAAGAAAAAAAGACAAAACUUCACAUGGACCAAAAUUAUUCCUAACAGAAGAAGACCAAAAGAAACUUCAUGAUUUUGAAGAGCAGUGUGUGGAGACUUAUUUUAAUGAAAAAGAUGACAAAUUCCAUUUGGGUAGUGAAGAAAGAAUCCGCGUUACAUCUGAAAGGGUGGAGCAGAUGUGUAUUCAGAUUAAAGAAGUUGGAGAUCGAGUAAACUAUAUUAAGCGUUCGUUGCACUCUUUGGAUACACAGAUUGGUCAUCUGCAAGAUCUGUCUGCUCUCACUGUGGAUACUUUAAAAACUCUAACUGCACAGAAGGCAUCUGAGGCCAGCAAAGUUCACAAUGAAAUAACACGAGAGUUGAGCAUUUCAAAACAUCUGGGUCAAACUGUUGUAGAUGAUGGGCCCUUGCGCUCUUUGAGAAAGAAACAUAGUGUUGGAAAUUUCUUUGGUUCUUCCUUUCCUCAAGGGAAUCAAGAGAGCAAUAGUAACCUUAUUUUUAAUAUCUCUUUGCGAAAUGAAAGAAACAGUCAAAGCAGGAAAACUGGCGAUGAGUUCUGUUUUCCAUAUCGGAGAGAAAAUUUAAAUAUUCCAGAGGCUGGUCCAUCUGGAAGUGCCUUACUUCACAGCAAAGACUGUCCUACAGAUGCAAUGGAAAAUACAGAGGGCACAGAAUCUCUUACGGAUAAUCAAAUAGUUGACAACGUUGCUAGUAGUGAGCCAAACUCUGUAUCAGGAAUGGCUACAUUUUUUGUAAGCACACCAACCCAACCAAAUUCAGCAAGCCAGCUAGAACUGGAACCGAAAAUGGAGAAGUAUAUAAAUCAAAGGGCUGCAAGGGAAGCAGAGAGUAUAGAAUUUGGAGCAUUUGUUGGUCACAGAGACAAUGUGAUUCUGCAUAAAUAUAAGGAACCUGAAGGCAAAAGCAAGGAAGAAGCAAAGGCAACUGAUGUGGUAGUUGCUCCUGCUCUUCCUAGCUUAAAGCAAGUGAGGUCUUGUGCUGGUUUUAUGGACCUCAGCACGAUAUCCCGUUCCUCACAGCUAAACAAAUUGCACAGCAGUAGUAGGAGAGCAUCUCUAACAGAAGAUUCUAAUUUAGAAGAAACGAAGGAAGCCUUUUUAACGAACUGGCUUCAAGCACAUUCCUCUUCCACAAGCAAAGCAAAACCUCCUGAAGAUGAUGCUUUUAACGCUAUUGGCUCCCCAUUUAAACCAAUUGUGGACAUCAAUUACUGCUAUUCAGCUGUUGAAAGAAAUAAUUUGAUGCGUCUUGCCCAGAGCAUUCCCUUCACUCCUGUGCCUCCAAAAGGAGAGUUGGUCACUGUCUAUCGGCUGGAAGAGAGCUCCCCAAACAUGUUAAACAACAGUAUGUCUUCCUGGUCACAGAGGGGACUGUGUGCCAAGAUUGAAUUCCUUAGUAAGGAGGAGAUGGGUGGAGGACUGAGGCGCGCAGUGAAAGUGGUGUGCACUUGGUCAGAGAAUGACAUCCUGAAAGCCGGCCAUUUAUAUAUCAUCAAGUCAUUCCAUCCAGAAGUUGUUAAUACUUGGUUAGGGGUAUACAAAGAAGAUACAGUUCUCCAUCUCUGCCUUAAAGAAAUCCAGCAGCAGAGGGCAGCACAGAAGAUGACAUUUGCUUUCAAUGCAAUGAAGCCAAAGUCUAUCCCAUAUUCCCCAAGGUUUCUUGAGGUGUUUCUUUUAUAUUGCCACUCAGCUGGACAGUGGUUUGCUAUUGAAGAAUGUAUGACUGGAGAGUUCCGGAAAUAUAACAACAACAAUGGGGAUGAAAGUAUACCGACCAAUAUGCUUGAGGAAACCAUGUUGGCUUUCAGUCACUGGACCUUUGAAUACACAAGAGGGGAACUUCUGGUCUUGGAUUUACAAGGUGUUGGGGAAAACUUAACAGACCCAUCAGUUAUAAAAUCUGGAGAAAAAAGGUCAUCUGAUAUGGUGUUUGGACCAGCAAAUUUAGGAGAUGAUGCCAUUAGAAACUUCCGUGCUAAGCACCACUGCAAUUCUUGUUGCAGAAAACUUAAACUUCCAGACCUGAGGAGAAACGAUUACACACCUGACAAAGUGACAUUCUCUCAGGAGGAAAGUACAGAAUCUUCUACAGAUCCUGACAAUUUCACCAAAGAAUCGAAGAACUCUAUUCGCCUGAUGUUAUAAACAUACCACCGCCAGGUUGUCUAUUCUCAAACCAACAGAUAUUGACAAGUUAGGGAUUGCACAGAUGUGCUUGCUGCUAAAGAUAUUUUAUGUUUUUAAAUAAAGUCCUUAAGAGUCUGCCUGUUCGCCUAGUUGCAGAUAGCUUAUCUUUUACUAUGCCUAUGGUGAGUUUCAAUGCAGUAUGCUGCAGCUGUCGUUGUUGCCUUCAACAACACAAAACGUAUAUUGCCUAUAUGUAAGGCAAUUGUAAGAUGAGUUUUAUCUGUGUAUAGUGGCUACCUUUUUAUACAUUUCAAUUUUACCCAUUAUUUAAUAAAGCCAUGAUCAGCAGAGAUAAUUAUUGUAUAGCAGAGAGGAUUUUUCUCCCAAAAUGUUGCCUUGUAAAAAAAAAAAAAAAAAAAAAGAUAAGUGCUUUUCUUGUAUAUCUUGACAGCUUCAGAAGUUAUAUCUUCCAAAGACCUCAGCCUGUACAUGCAAUAUAAAAUUAUAAUGUACACAGUCUCUUUAAUAAUUUUACAUUGUAUUUAAAUUCUGUACAAAGCUCUCUGGUUAUGCGGUACCUAUUUUAACUAAUGACUAAGUGGUUGUAAAUUAUGGGACAUUGCAAUGCUACUUGGCCAAUGAAUUGUAAUUUAAUUGUUCCCUAUUUUAAGGAUGUCUGUCUGUCUGUCUGUCUGAACAUUAUUACUUUUUUUUGUUAGAGGUACUAGCUGCAAGUUUUAACUACAGAACAAAUAUAAGGUUCUAUACAUUUUUAUUCUGUAGUGUAUCUUAUAGAUACAGUACUUAUAAAGGCACGAACAAACUAGCUGUUGAAAAUUAUUUUAUGUUGUGGGGGAGGUGAAAUAUAAUACCGUAUUCAUUUUAUAUAUCAAUGAAAUCUUUACAAAAUAAAAGGAAUUUAUUCUUCACAUGA